UGUGAACUAACGUCUCUGUUUGUCAUGUGACCUGGUGAGGCAUCUAAUGAUGGAGAGUGCAAGUUCUGGCGGCCUGCAAUUACUUGAAAAGCUUCCCGCUGCUCAGUGCCCGCAGUUUCUCCAUAAAGUAAUAGAUGGAGUGUGUGGUCGCGCACAGCCUCGUUUUAAGGAUUAUGGCAAUAUUUGGAACUUGAGGGAGUGGCUUGAUGUUCUAGAAGAGUCUACAACUUUUUUUAAAUCUACCGCUAGCAAAGAUGAAUCUGCGGAAGAGGUUUCUAAUCAAUUAAUUGGACUUAGUCCAGAUCAUCAAGAGGUGAUACUGAAGUGUUUAAAAAGUAGGAAACCGGAAGUGGCCGCUGCUGUCACGGAAGAGGCGUGUGCGAUGUCGCACGCAUACUUACAGGAUUUUGACUGGCAGCUCAAGCUCGCCUUGUCAAGUGAUAAGAUCUCAACACUGCAGAUGCCCCUUGUAAAUUUAGAUCUUGAUAUUCGAGAAAAUGGCAGUAUUACACCUGUUUCUAUCGAAAUGAGCAAAGAAGAACUUCAGAAUUUUAUAAAUUCGCUAGAGGCUGCAAACAAGGUUGUCGUGCAGCUGAAAUGACUGUGGAGUGAAUCCUUUUUUUUUUUUUUUUUUUUUUGAUGACUUAUAGCCAGCAGCAGAAAGAAUUUCAUAGCCAGACUUAAAAAUAAAAGGAUAUGAUACUGCUGGAUAGAGAGCGACAUCAGAGAAACAUUUUACCAUUAUAAAUCCACUUUGUAAAAAGUGUACAUUUUUGUGCUUUGACAGUUUUCAAUUUGUUUCUCUUCUGUUAAAACAAACAAAAAAAUGCAUUAUCUUUAUCACACAGUUAUCCAUUCAUUUGACAACACUGUAUUUUUGGUAACAGAUCAUCAUAAAGAGCAGCUUAUAAGCAAAUGUUAUCAGCUGAGAACACACAAAUAUUCUAUCACAGACAAAUGUGUUGAAAAUCCUUUCACUCUAAUUUUAAUGUACCAUGAUGCACCUCUGUAUAGCCUGAUAUUGCCACCCUGUUGCUUAUGUGCAACAUAGAUUUAUGACACAACACAAAUGAGUUUAUCUGCUUACAAAAUUGAGUAAUUUGAAAGUGGUCUAGUCUUUGAAUUACAUUUUCAUCACUUUCAUAUUUUUUUUUAAAGUAUGAGAUUAAAAAACUAUUUUGUUUUUGUUUGUAAAAUUCUGGUAUUAGGCACUUUUGUAUUUCAUUACAUAUCUUGUCAUUAGAUUACGUUGUUUGUAAUUUUUGAUAACAGCAAAACUAUAUUUUUACUUAUUAUUUUGACCAGUCAACAUGCUGCAAAUUAACUUGGCAGUAAAGAAAUAUUAAAAACCUAAA
Messenger RNA from Bombina bombina (fire-bellied toad), 1355 nucleotides. It is a transcript of the gene COMMD8, whose product is annotated as COMM domain containing 8. The coding region runs from base 47 to 601 and encodes 184 amino acids. The record is from RefSeq and is a predicted model, not a curated record. The transcript is spliced from 5 exons. NCBI's taxonomy places the organism in Eukaryota, Metazoa, Chordata, Amphibia, Anura, Bombinatoridae.